GCUUGAUAAUUAUUUUAUUAAGUUUGUAAACAAUGAUAUUGUAGUAAUAGUAAUUUAAUAUACAUGUUGCUAACAACACAUUAACACAGUGAUUCUAGCUCGUACAAGUCAGUUAUGUGUCGAAGUAAUCGAGUAGAUAAUAAUAAAAGGUACAACCGCGACAGAAGGCGACAUAGUUCAACAAGGGAAAGCGAAGAGAAAGAUAGAGAUAGAAAUGAAAGAAGAAAUAGGAGUUCAUUACAUUAUAGUAGUCAUAGUGCAUCUUUCACUAGAGAUCGGUCGAGAUCUCGUUACAGAAGUAGAAGUCGUUCACCAAUCAGUGAACGAGGUAGAGAGAGGAAGAGAGACUUUAACGAAAUAAGUAAAUGUUCUUAUUUUUCUUCCUCGAAUAGCAUCCGUAGCUCCUACAUGCGUUUACCUAGACCUAUGCUGAUGCCUCGAGUACCGCCACUACCCAUGCUUAUGCAUGUUUUUCCAAGACCAGUACUCCCUAUGCCAUUUCCACCGAUGAAUUUAUAUCAUCAACCUUAUCUCGGAUUUGUCAAUGGCAGAGGAAUUCCCUGGUGAAAAUAAAACGUAAAGCGAGCGUCAAUAAAGUUUUAAUCGGAGUGUGAAGCAAGUGUAAG
Messenger RNA from Trachymyrmex cornetzi, 626 nucleotides. Its product is annotated as serine/threonine-protein kinase fray2-like. NCBI's taxonomy places the organism in Eukaryota, Metazoa, Arthropoda, Insecta, Hymenoptera, Formicidae. The record is from RefSeq and is a predicted model, not a curated record. The transcript has 5 exons. The coding region runs from base 115 to 567 and encodes 150 amino acids.